This is a messenger RNA of Lontra canadensis (Northern American river otter), 1537 nucleotides long. It is a transcript of the gene SHOX2, whose product is annotated as short stature homeobox 2. The record is from RefSeq and is a predicted model, not a curated record. The transcript has 5 exons. Gene Ontology annotation, biological process: regulation of transcription by RNA polymerase II. Gene Ontology annotation, cellular component: nucleus. Gene Ontology annotation, molecular function: DNA-binding transcription factor activity, RNA polymerase II-specific; sequence-specific double-stranded DNA binding. The coding region runs from base 128 to 1126 and encodes 332 amino acids. Lineage: Eukaryota; Metazoa; Chordata; Mammalia; Carnivora; Mustelidae.
CCCCCACCCCCUGCCCCAUUGAUGUGUUAUUAUUGGGGGGGCUGGAGCAGUAAAAAAAGAAGAAGGAAAAAAAGAGCGGGGCUCGGCUGGGAGAGGUUGAGCGCGGGGUUGACCGGCUUCGGCUGCGAUGGAAGAACUUACGGCGUUCGUCUCUAAGUCUUUUGACCAGAAAGUGAAGGAGAAGAAGGAGGCGAUCACGUACCGAGAGGUGCUGGAGAGCGGGCCGCUGCGCGGGACCAAGGAAACGACGGGCUGCGCCGAGCCGGGCCGCGACGACCGCAGCAGCCCGGCAGUCCGGGCGGCCGGCGGAGGCGGCGGCGGAGGAGGAGGCGGAGGCGGAGGCGGAGGAGGCGGAGGAGGUGCAGGAGGAGGAGGAGCAGGCGGAGGAGCUGGAGGAGGGCGCUCUCCCGUCCGGGAGCUGGACAUGGGCGCCGCUGAGAGAAGCAGGGAGCCUGGCAGCCCGCGGCUCACGGAGGUGUCCCCAGAGCUGAAGGAUCGCAAGGAGGAUGCAAAAGGGAUGGAGGACGAAGGCCAGACCAAAAUCAAGCAAAGGCGAAGUCGGACCAAUUUCACUCUGGAACAACUCAACGAACUGGAGAGGCUUUUCGAUGAGACCCACUACCCAGACGCUUUCAUGCGCGAGGAACUGAGCCAAAGGCUGGGACUGUCCGAAGCCCGAGUGCAGGUUUGGUUUCAAAAUCGAAGAGCAAAAUGUAGAAAACAAGAAAAUCAACUCCAUAAAGGUGUUCUCAUAGGGGCUGCCAGCCAGUUUGAAGCUUGUAGAGUUGCACCCUAUGUCAACGUAGGUGCUUUAAGGAUGCCAUUUCAGCAGGAUAGUCAUUGCAACGUGACGCCCUUGUCCUUUCAGGUUCAGGCGCAGCUGCAGCUGGACAGCGCCGUGGCGCACGCGCACCACCACCUGCACCCGCACCUGGCCGCGCACGCGCCCUAUAUGAUGUUCCCGGCGCCGCCCUUCGGACUGCCGCUGGCCACCCUGGCGGCGGACUCAGCCUCCGCCGCCUCUGUGGUGGCUGCCGCCGCCGCAGCCAAGACCACCAGCAAGAACUCCAGCAUCGCGGAUCUCAGACUGAAAGCCAAAAAGCACGCUGCCGCCCUGGGUCUGUGACGCCAACGCCAGCGCCAAAGUCGCGCCCUAGCGCGGCGCGCACCCUGCAAACCCUCCGUGCCCCGCUGCUUUCCGUUUAACCCCUCCGGACCUCCGGAACCGACCCUUUUUCCGCCCCGCUGAUCGCCCUUUGCCACCUUCCACAUCCAAGACUCGGAGGGUGAGACUCCGCGCCAGACCUUGAAUCCCCCUAGGCGCACCAGCUCUGUGGCUCCUGACCAUAAACUUACCCAAGGGCGUAGAAUUUGGCUUCGUACGGGCAAGUUUUCGGGAAGUCUGGAGAGACUGAACAAGGGAGCGCUGGGACACCGGAGUGUGGCUCAAGGCAAAGCUGCAACGAUGGACUCUUGCGUAGAAAUAAAAAUCCAGUUAAUAAAAAAUGAGCAAAAAAAAAAAAAAAAAAAAAAAAAA